This is a messenger RNA of Drosophila gunungcola (fruit fly), 1003 nucleotides long. RefSeq names its product arginine/serine-rich protein PNISR-like. Lineage: Eukaryota; Metazoa; Arthropoda; Insecta; Diptera; Drosophilidae. The coding region runs from base 271 to 777 and encodes 168 amino acids. The transcript is spliced from 2 exons. The record is from RefSeq and is a predicted model, not a curated record.
AUACUGAGUGUCGGAAAUGUCUUAUUCACUUUUGACUAAAACUAUAAUACCCAAUAACACUUUGUCCAUUAGAAUACAUGCGCAAUAAUUUAUGACUUUUAUCGAAAAGUAACUAAAAAUUUAGCUGGAUCUAGCAAUCGAAGAUUUAAACGUCAGAAUCAAUAGUUCAACUCAUAUUUGAACAGCUCGGUGAACGCCUUUUCAUUGUAGUCUUCGCCACUUGGACUUUGCCUGUGGUCAAACAGCAAACUAAAUCGAAAACUGAACACAAUGCCUUUUCAUAAACAAUUAAAGGAUGGACGAAAGUGCCAUGGAUUGGAUGGUAGAAUGUACUCCGAAUCGGAAUCGGGCUCCUCAUCAUCGGACAGCUCGUCGGGAUCCAGGGACACGCCCCAGAAGCGAGUGAGAGCCACUGACAAGGCGCUGAACGAGCGCAAGCUUAUGCAGAAGCACGCUGAACAAGCAACCAAGAAGCGUUCGCCAAUUUCCUUUAGGAUUAAGAAAACGUCGAACAUGGUGAGAGUUUUGGCGCCGGACUCACCCAACAACUCAGCCGACUCCGGCAAGGAGAAGGAGCAUAACAUCGGCAAGGAUAAGGACCAGGAGAAGGAGCACAGCGAGGACAUAGACAAGAAGGGCAAUGAUAAGGAUAAGGACAAGGAUGCCGGCAAGGACAAGGAUGGUAUGAAGUCGCGUCGCGAGGAACUGCUUAAGCAACUACGCGCUAUCGAGGAUGCGAUCGCCAAGAAGCGCUCCAAGCUGGAUUUUUUACAAUAGAUUAUAAAUAGAAGCCAACCUUAAUAAUGGUAAAAAUGCUAUUUAAUAUUGGAGUUAUGGGCCGAAAAUAAAACCCAAAAUUAAAGCUGAAAAUUCUAAAACAGGGUAAUAGGGAAUAAAACCACAAUUUUGUACAGGUAUGCUAAUUUUAAAUCGGAAUUCAAUUGAUCAAGUUAUGGGAUCUAGAAAUGUAAUUUUGGAUCACAUUUCAAAAAAAAAGAACACA